AUGUCGUCAUCAGAGUCAGAUGGCGUAGAUGAAGCUGUUGAAGAAUGGUUCGAUGAAGAAUUUGAUAAUAUUGUCAACUCCCUAGUUGAUGUUCAAGCCAAAAAACCAAAGAGACGAGCUUAUAUCGAAAGAGAUCGGGAACAAGGACACAAUCUACUAUGGAACGACUAUUUCAAGGAAAAUCCCACUUACCAACCGGAAAUGUUUAGGCGGCGUUUUCGAAUGAACAAGCCAUUGUUCCUUCGCAUAGUGGAUGCUCUAACAAAUGAAGUUCCAUACUUUCAGCAAAGAAGAAAUGCCCAUAGAAGAUACGGACUAUCUACACUUCAGAAGUGUACAGCAGCUAUACGUAUGCUGGCGUAUGAUCAAUCAGGAGAUACGUAUGACGAAUAUCUCCGACUAGGUGAAAGUACUGCACUUUUAUGUUUGGACAUUUUCACUAAUGCGAUAAUACAAUUAUUUGGAGAUGAGUAUCUAAGAAGACCUACAGCUGAUGAUCUUCAACGACUACUGGAUAUUGGAGAGUUACGCGGGUUUCCGGGAAUGGUAGGCAGCAUCGACUGUAUGCAUUGGGAGUGA
Molecule: messenger RNA, 579 nt
Organism: Brassica napus (rape)
Lineage: Eukaryota; Viridiplantae; Streptophyta; Magnoliopsida; Brassicales; Brassicaceae
Exons: 1
Coding region: 1-579 (192 amino acids)
Source: RefSeq, a predicted model, not a curated record